This is a messenger RNA of Spirometra erinaceieuropaei, 642 nucleotides long. The record is from the annotation of a GenBank genome assembly. NCBI's taxonomy places the organism in Eukaryota, Metazoa, Platyhelminthes, Cestoda, Diphyllobothriidea, Diphyllobothriidae.
AUGAGGGCCAACAUUCCCGAGAUGUCAAUGAACAUUCUGCGCGCGGAUCGGCCUCGCCGGACAUCACCGGAUUCAACGCGGCACCUGCCCGACAAGCCCAAUUGCUGCUUCUCCGAUCGCUCCUUGGCGUCCACUACGACGACCGUCCUCUCCACCAAUGCUGAGCAUCGUCGUGCUCAACCAUCGCCAAUCACCGCCAUCUUCCUCAUCCCUGCCACAACCUUCGCCGCCACGACGGCUACCACAGCUCCCACUCCCACCACCGACCAAAACUCUCCCGAUGAUCAGCCAACCACCACCCUCGACCUUACCAUCCCCAUCUCCAUCGAUGCAGAUUCGGUCCUAACCUGUCUUCAAUGCGACCGCGCAUUUACUUUACGCAUCGGCCUGGUCGGUCACAUGCGACUCCAUCGCACCGCGACCGGCGCACCAGUGUCAGGCGCUCCCACGUGCACUCAUCGCAUCCACCUUUACCGUCCACACACACACACAUCGCAUGGGCCUAUCUGGUCACAUGAGCAUUCACGAAAAGCUGCGGAAAAUCAUCGCAGACAUGACCACAUGACCACACAUUCCCCCAUGAAUACAGGCACCACACAUACACACAUCCAACAUCCCACAUCAUCUCAACCUCUCAUGUAA